GUAGAGAGGGGCGAAAGUGACCAAUUUCACGCCAGGGCGGCAUCAUAGCGAGCGGAAAGUAAGCCCUGGCGUGAAAUGGCCACUCUCGCCCCUCUCUAGGCAUGGAAGUCGAACUUUCCAUAAAAGAGUUGUAAAAAAUAUCGUGUGCAUCUCGGGUCGAAAGCUUUUUCAGACUCGUCUGAAAAACGCUGCUUUCUCCCCUUGGUGCACAAUAUACUAUAAACUCUCGAUAUGCGCAGCCCGGUAACGUCGUGAGCCGUGAUCAUGCGCCUCGAGAAGCGUCGCGCGCGAUUAUUCGUCGAGGCACCCCGCCUCGCGAAAGGAACACGUGUUCGACGCGCGAGCAUUAGCAACCCUAUAAUCAAAAACUAAAGCUUGAAAAUAGAGUCACGUUCCGCGUGAUUGGCCGAAUAAGUGUAUUCUCCGGUUUUUCCACGGCGCGACCGCCGAAUGGAGAGUCUCGGAGCCGGCAGAAGACUUUGAAUCGUCGGCUCGUUCGUACGAUAGCUGACGACCUUUGAUAAAGUGUCGUGUCGUGCGUUGUUCUGUGAUUCUAAGAUUGAAAAUUGUUUGCGUGCGGUAAUACUGAGUUGCAAAAGAGUGAAAAUGACGAUAGUGGAAGAUAGAAGUUUGAGCGAGACACUUGCGACAAAAGACUCGACAAAAAUAACAAAAUCGGAAGAACUAGACGACAUCGGACCGCUAAAAUUGAAAGUGUAUAAAAAGAGAUGGCUAAUGCUGGCCAUCUACAUGAUUUAUACUGGAUCGAACUCUUCUCAAUGGAUAGAAUACUCGAUUAUAACUAACAUAGUCACUAGGUAUUAUGGAGUGUCUUCCUUGAUGGUUGACUGGACCUCGAUGUCGUUCAUGGCAUUUUACGCGGUGUUUAUAUUCCCAGCGUCGUAUGUGACUGACAGGUGUGGUCUGCGACGGACCCUUAUCAUAGGCACCGGCUUAAAUUGCUUGGGUGCCUGGAUAAAAACCUUUUCCGUUCAACCUGAUAGGUUUCACGUCGCUUUCGUCGGUCAUUCGGUAGUCGCGCUCGCCCAGACUAUGGUCCUGCCGUUACCAGGACGCAUAGCCGCGCAAUGGUUUCCUUUUACUGAGCACUCGACCGCUACGUCUUUGGGUAUUUUCGGCUAUCAACUGGGAAUAUCAUUGGGUUUUCUCUUAGGGCCUAUAAUAGUGAAGAACCACGAGAGCCUGGAUGACAUUGGCAAAGAUUUGUCACGUUUAUGCUGGAUCGUUGCAGUCGUCGCCACGAUUGCAUUUGCUCUAGUGCUUAUAUUAUUUCAGGACGAACCGAAAUUACCGCCAAGCGAGACACGGGCGCUGCAAAAAAUGAGUCGGACGAAGAAAAAAGAGGAAUUUGCGAUGACAAUUAAGAGACUCUGCAAACACAAAAACUUCAUUAUGCUGUGUAAUUCCUACGGUUUGAACAACGGCGUUCUGAAUGCCGUGUCUACAUUACUCAAUCAGAUAUUCCUCGCACACUUCGUGAACGGAGAAGAAGAUGCAGGCAGAAUUGGCUUAGCUAUAACUCUGACCGGUAUGGCCGGUUCUGUCAGUUUCGGUAUCAUCCUUGAUAAGACGCAUAAAUUUAAAGAAACUGCCGUAACAGUUUAUUUUCUUUCAUUAUUUGGUCAAAUACUAUUCGCGGUAUCUAUAUGCCUUGGCAUAAAGUGGAUGGUAUAUGUCUCAGCGAUUUUCUUAGGAUUCUUCAUGUCGGGAUAUCUGGCGUUGGGAUUUGACUUGAGCAUCGAAUUUACAUACCCAGAAUCGGAAAAUAUACCCGCAGCAUUUCUCAAUAUAACGACUAGCAUUUACGGCAUUACACAAAUUAUAAUAUUUGGAUUAUUACUGAACGCAUACGGUGAUAUUCCAGUGCACAUCGGUUUAUGCUUGGUUUUACUGUUCGGUCUCAUUUUGACCGUCAUAACGAAAGACGAACAACGACGACAAGAUGCGAGGAAGAAAGUUCAGUAUCAAGAACUCGCAAAAAUUGAGAAAAAUGUCGACGGCGUUCCAGAAACUAAUCAAUUAACUUAUAAUAUUAAUUAGUAGAUACAAAUAAUAUCAAAUCUUUUAAUACUGAUAAAUUUUCGAACACAUGGAAUUUUAUUCACAUUCUAAUUUUUCAUGAAUAUUAGUUUUUGAGCCAGAGUGGACUCAUUUUUUGUAACAUUUGGCCGUAUCAUGGCUUUAUAUCAACAACACCAAAAAUCAAUAACAAGGAGAAAUACUCCUUCUGCUGCCAGCAUACUUUUUUCUAAUAUGUAUGAAACUAUUUAUCUUUAUUAAGAUACAAUUUUAGAUAUAAGUAUGGUUUUAUUUUUAUUAU
Messenger RNA from Temnothorax curvispinosus, 2341 nucleotides. Its product is annotated as feline leukemia virus subgroup C receptor-related protein 2-like. Gene Ontology annotation, biological process: transmembrane transport; heme export. Gene Ontology annotation, cellular component: membrane. The record is from RefSeq and is a predicted model, not a curated record. The coding region runs from base 607 to 2061 and encodes 484 amino acids. Lineage: Eukaryota; Metazoa; Arthropoda; Insecta; Hymenoptera; Formicidae. The transcript is spliced from 8 exons. Gene Ontology annotation, molecular function: heme transmembrane transporter activity; heme binding.